Molecule: messenger RNA, 1326 nt
Organism: Protopterus annectens (West African lungfish)
Lineage: Eukaryota; Metazoa; Chordata; Ceratodontiformes; Protopteridae
Product: gastrula zinc finger protein XlCGF26.1-like
Exons: 1
Coding region: 1-1326 (441 amino acids)
Biological process (GO): regulation of transcription by RNA polymerase II
Cellular component (GO): nucleus
Molecular function (GO): DNA-binding transcription activator activity, RNA polymerase II-specific; RNA polymerase II cis-regulatory region sequence-specific DNA binding
Source: RefSeq, a predicted model, not a curated record
AUGAAGAGUGCAGACUGCAAUGUGAAUUGCAGUCAACAGCCAACACUUGUGAGAUCACAGUUGCAUCACCCUAGAAGGAACCUCCAGCAGAGGUCUCAGCCUGGAAAGGACAUUGACAAGUUUUAUGUCACUCGUGUACCACAGCUUCUGUCAGAUCAUCACUGCCACCAAACCCCUGAAUGUAACAAUGGAACACCUGUGACACAUGACCUGACAGAGCAUCUACCACCACAUACUCAGAGAGUGAAGGUAUAUGAUGAGCUUUCUCUUACUCCAAGACUUCACUCAGGACAUGGCUGCAGCAGGAGCUCUGAAUGUGACACUGGAACACCUGCAGCACAUCAUCUGACAGAGCAUCUACAGCCAUGUGCUCAGCAGGUGAAGGUGUAUGAUGAGCUUUCUCUUACUCCUACUCCAAGACUUCACUCAGGACAUGGCUGCAGCAGGAGCUCUGAAUGUGACACUGGAACACCUGCAGCACAUCAUCUGACAGAGCAUCUACAGCCAUGUGUUCAGCAGGUGAAGGUGUAUGAUGAGCUUUCUCUUACUCCAAGACUUCAAUCAGGACAUGGCUGCAGCAGGAGCUCUGAAUGUGACACUGGAACACCUGCAGCACAUCAUCUGACAGAGCAUCUACAGCCAUGUACUCAGCAGGUGAAGGUGUAUGAUGAGCUUUCUCUUACUCCUACUCCAAGACUUCACUCAGGACAUGGCUGCAGCAGGAGCUCUGAACAUAACACAACUAAGACAUUUCACUCAAAAAAAGAAACAUACAAAUGUGCUGAAUGCAAUAAAUCUUUCACACAUGCCAGUAGCCUGAAAAGUCAUAACGUCAUUCACACAGGAUUGAAACCAUAUAAAUGUACUGAAUGCAGUAAGUGUUUCACACGGCUAAGCAGUCUUCAAAGUCAUUACGUCAUUCACACAGGAGUGAUGCAAUAUGAAUGUACUGAGUGCAAUAAGGGUUUCACACAGCUAAGGUAUCUUAAAAGGCAUUGUGCCAUUCACACGGGAUUGAAACCAUAUAAAUGUGCAGACUGCAAUAAGAGUUUCACACAGCAAAGCAAUCUUCGACGGCAUUGUGCCAUUCACACAGGAUUGAAACCGUAUAAAUGCACUGAGUGCAAUAUGUGUUUCACAGUGCUAAGCAGCCUUCAAAGGCAUCUUUUCACUCACACAGGAGUGAAGCGAUAUGAAUGCACUGAGUGCAAUAAAGGUUUCACACGGCUAAGGAGUCUUCGAAAACAUUAUGCCAUUCACACAGGAUUGAAACCGUAUAAAUAUACUGAGUGCAAUAAGGGUUUCACACAGCUAAGUAAUCUUUGA